UUGGCGUUGCUGAGGAGCAGUGUUGUGCUAAUAUUUUCUCCAAUAGUGUACAACCAUGUCUUGAAAUUAAAUUUAAAGACAUGGCGGUGGGAGCUGGUGGAUAACUAUGGAGAUAUUCCCGGCGUUCGCAUGGGACACACGGCUACCGUAUACCAUGGAGACAAGCUGAUCGUGUUUGGAGGUGAAAAUGAACAUCGCGAAUACCUGUCGGAUGUCGUCAUCCUCGACCUCUCAACCUCCACGUGGACUCAACCAGAAAUUCGUGGAUCUGUCCCGCGAGGAAGGGCUCGCCAUGCUGCCGUGAUAUACGACGAAAAGCUAUUUAUCGUCGGUGGUGUGACGGGUGAGAACAGUGUCAUCCUUGACGACAUAUCCUAUCUGGAUCUGAAAACCUGGACCUGGUCUCGCUCCUGGAGAUUUACCGCCCGGUUCGACCAUAUUGCCUGGGUGUGGGGAGGCCGGUUGUGGAUCUUUGGAGGCCUCGACCCGGACAUGGAGCGCACGACCGACAUUUGGUGGCUGGACCUCAAAGGCGUCCCGUCCCUUUCAAUGGCCGAUUCGCAAGGUACCUUGGAUUCCCCCGCGACCCCGAACAGGAUGACUCACAGCCCAGAUGCAUUGUUUAGUAGUCCAAGCCAACAGCUACCCGGCCGGUCCGGGAGCUAUGCCGCCAACUCAGGGAGUGUUCAAGUGCGCAAUUCCAAUCGACGCAAACUCAUGGCUCCGGGGGCCAUUUCCUGCCUUCGGUUCAAGUCUGGAGCCCAUGUUCCCUCUCUCUUUUCCGGGACCCACUUCCAGGCCUACGCGUCGGGUGUUCUGUUGGACCUAAUCACUCCCUCGGAGACAGUGCGAACGUUCGAAUGUAAUCUGUCGUCCUUAGAGCUCGAUUCAUUACGCUGGCAAAAGCUCGCAGAUGGACAGGAAAUAUUCAAGCCCGGCUUUCGAUGGCAUUACUGCACAGUCGAUACGACCGGCACGAAAGCGUGGCUGUUGGGAUGUAGCCUAGAUGUCGGGGGAACUCCAGGGACGAGUGACGAAAACUCCAUGAGUGAAGUUCUCUGUCUUGAUUUGCGGCGGUACGGCCUGCUGGGUGACGAGAUGGCUGCCGUAGCGGCCGACCAAGCAAGGGUGCGGGUCGCUGAAAGACCGGGCCUGUCGUCGCUGUCUGGCAUUGGGACGGAUCUCUCGGCCGUAUUUGACCAGUCACCGGAGUCUGGCAGUGAGGCUGAUUUUACGAUCACUGCGAAUCCGGACGAGGAGCCGGGCCCCGAUGAUCACACGGAAGAGCCGAACGUCGAUCCCCCCCCCAGCUUCCUGCCACCCAACGUGAAUACGUCCCCACCUAUUCACGUGCAUCGUAUCAUCCUACAGUUGCGAUGGCCCCACUUCAAACGGCUUUAUUCUGCUCGUAUGGCCGAGUACCAUUCCAAGCGAUUGCACAUUCCGGAGCCGUACUCCGUGGUCCGUGCUUUCUUGUAUUAUCUAUACACGGAUAGCAUUGCCGGGCACCCUGAGUACUGUUCUGACAUAAUUGACGUUGCCGGGAUGCUCGUGAUGGCGAAUCUCUACGACAUGCCCAAACUACGCCUCUUGUGCGUCAACCGGCUGAGCCGCGAAUUGGACGUGGAGAACGCUGCCAUUAUCUGGGAACGUGCCCGGCGUACCAAUGAGGAAUGGCUCAUGCGUCGCGCGUCGCAAUUCUGCCUUGGCCACUGGGGCCGGGUCGUGCGCACUGAGGGUUUUAAGUCUCUCAGCCGACAGAACUUGAUUGAGCUGUGCGAGGUGGUUGAUACGGAAGGCCGGAUCGUCGGCGGGCCCGAGCUAGAGCUGGCCGGAGGCUUGGGCGCGGACGGACUGGGUCCGGCUCGCGACUCUAAACGGUCCCAACUGACUCUUGGCGGUACCGCCGCUGACGACCUUGACGACCUUGACGGCGAUGACAUUGACGGGAUGGAGAUAUCCUGAGUACUGCUCGUGCCCCAGCCUUGCAUGGCGUUUAAUGACUGGUAGGAAGACAAGGCAGCAUUGAUUUAGUUUUGUCCCUUUUCCUUGCUUUCUGCA
Messenger RNA from Aspergillus campestris IBT 28561, 2061 nucleotides. Its product is annotated as Kelch motif domain protein. Lineage: Eukaryota; Fungi; Ascomycota; Eurotiomycetes; Eurotiales; Aspergillaceae. Gene Ontology annotation, molecular function: protein binding. Bases 130 to 1965 code for a protein of 611 amino acids. The record is from RefSeq and is a predicted model, not a curated record. The transcript is spliced from 2 exons.